Messenger RNA from Nicotiana tabacum (common tobacco), 674 nucleotides. Its product is annotated as protein SENSITIVE TO PROTON RHIZOTOXICITY 1-like. The record is from RefSeq and is a predicted model, not a curated record. Gene Ontology annotation, biological process: response to acidic pH; response to aluminum ion. Lineage: Eukaryota; Viridiplantae; Streptophyta; Magnoliopsida; Solanales; Solanaceae.
CGGGAAUCAGUACAAAACACCCGAAGCAUUAGCAAAACCCGAUAAAUGCAUUGAAUCGGGUUCGAAGAAUAGGAGGUUUUCAUGCCCGUUUGUUGGUUGUUGCCGGAACAAAUCGCACAGCAAGUUUCGGCCGUUAAAAUCGGCGAUUUGUGUGAAGAAUCACUUCAAGAGGAGUCAUUGUCCGAAGAUGUACUCGUGCACGCGCUGCAACAAGAAGAGUUUUUCGGUACUCGCGGAUUUGAAAAGCCAUUUGAAACACUGUGGAGAGACGAAGUGGAAGUGUUCUUGUGGUACCAGUUUUUCUCGAAAGGACAAGUUGUUUGGUCACAUGGCGUUGUUCGAAGGCCACAUGCCGGCGAUUGAACCGGAGGAGGAAGCAAAACCCCCGGCGGCGGCUGUUGAGGAUGACGUAGAAAUGGAUGUUAGUCGCGGGUCAGAUAACGGGUUUUUGGAUAUCAGAACCGGGUCGGAUAAUGGGUUUUUGGAUAGGUUAAUGCUCGAUGGGUUUGAAUCUAUUGACAGUUAUUGCUUCCAAGAUUUACUGGAAUCUUCUUCUCCAAAUGGGUUAAAUACAGUUCCAGAUACUAAUGAAUGGUUCUCUUAGCUUUUAGAUAAUUGAUAGUGCUGCUAUAUGUAAUUUUUAUUCAAUCUAAUAAAAGAUUACUGGUAUUUUA